CGUAAGCAGAUCCGCGUGUUUAUAAUCGUCAGUAAUCGCAAGAUAUCUCUCUUGCUUCCGGUUUUCGUCGCACUUAUAUUUAUAUGACUUCACAUCGAGUCAUUAGAGUUGAGCCAAGCUGAUUAGAACGUAGGACACGCGGCGUUUAGCGUUAAACAUAAUCGAACGGUAUACGGAUUAUGUGUUUUAGUUUUAACUCUCUCGACCAAUCUUGACGCAGUCGCGUGAGUUAACAGGAUCAGUCAGACAGGUGCGCACGCGAUCUCGUUUGCAUCGACGUCGUUGAGGAUCCAAUUAGGCCGUCUCAUCUCGCCGGGGAGUCGAUGCUAGACGAGGUAACGCAGCAUGGAAAGCGCGGAGCAACCAAGUAACGAGCAGAAACCGAAAGACAGGUUAGUCGGUCUGCUGGAUCACAUCGAGGCCCAUGUAGAGCAACUGCGAAAGGAUGCCGCCAGGCUCAUGGAAGAAAAAGAUGGUCUGCUGACGACCUUGGACACCCUCAGGAAUAACGAUUUGCUCUUCUCCCUCGAGGAACCUGAUAGAGAUGAUAUCUUGAGGUAUGCGGAUAGAUUAUCCAUGCGCUGUUCCACUGUAGAUGUAUUAGUCACAGUUCAACGAGAUCAUGUUCAACAGGAAGCAUUACAUCAGGUUAAUGGCCUGAUUGAUAGCUUAGUCGUAGGCUUGCGACAAGAUCCAAAUGGCACUCGACAGCGAUGUGCAGAAUUUAUGAAUGCUUGCUCCUCCCAUAGUAUAGGACAUUCCGAUAAGAUCUUCGAGACCGCAAUUCUUGGAUGCACGUUAGACGAUCAAAAAAGAGUCAAGAAAAGAUUGCAGGGAUUGCUCGAUUAUAUCGAUAAGAUGCACAUCUUAGAGAUGACACAGUAAAUAACACCAAGAGGUUCCUCGGCAAAUUAAAUUUGUCUGAAUUUCCAUACGAGUCUUAAAUGACGAAUCUUUUCGACGGUCUAGCGCUGUUUAGCGAAUUAAGAGACAAUUGGGAAAGAUAUAUUCUUUACAUCUUUUCUGCGCGGCUGAGUUUCCAUUUUCCUUCCAUAUUGCAAAUAGCUACUUCAAAUGGAACGCUUGGCUGUGUACAGAAUGCAACAACAUGUGAUUGAUUGGAUUUAAUCUUAUAGUGACGCGAUAUCGAUUCUCGGCGUUUAUACAAUUCCUAAGCAUAUUUUAAGACACUUGGCAUUUCAGCAACUUAGAAAAAUAAAAAAAGAGUUAAAAAAGCAUUCGAUAGACAUUUUUCAAAUCUGUACGUUUAAAAUAAAGAGGAAUUUCUAGAGGAUGUGUACAACUGCA
Molecule: messenger RNA, 1308 nt
Organism: Acromyrmex echinatior (Panamanian leafcutter ant)
Lineage: Eukaryota; Metazoa; Arthropoda; Insecta; Hymenoptera; Formicidae
Product: BAG family molecular chaperone regulator 2
Biological process (GO): protein stabilization
Molecular function (GO): adenyl-nucleotide exchange factor activity; protein-folding chaperone binding
Source: RefSeq, a predicted model, not a curated record